AUGGAAGCGAUUGCAUCUUAUUUGGUUUAUUUUUGUUUCCGGCUUACAAAGCAACAAUGGGCCGCUGAAGAAGAAGAAUCACACCGUUAUGUCGUCUCAAGGCUCCCAUUAAUCCUCUCCGGCGUGUUCUACUGCAGCGGUCCCGGAGAUCUCAAGCUUGAACCCAGAUAUGGAUGCAACUCUAAUGGUAGUUUCCAUGAAACAAACUUUAGCUACCUCCCAUUUUACCACAACUCCAGCAUCAUAAAUUGCAGCAAUGGUCUUCUCCUCUUUUACAGAAGCAUUCCCUCUGCUUUUCAUGUAUGCAAUCCUACCACAAAAACAUGGGCAUCUCUACCCAAGCCAAGGGGUAAGAGCCAGCUCUCAAUAUUAGCUUUUGAUGCGUACAAAUCACCAUAUUACAAGGUGGUUUGCUUCAGUGGGUGGGAAGCACAAGGAGGCCAGCUUGAAGUCUUCUCGUCGUUGGUCGAACACAGCUUGAAUUGGGGAGUUGAUACCAACAACUUGUCAGCUUUGAUGAAUUACUUUAAUGGUGUUCUAUAUGUUCUUACUCUUCCUGGACAUGUUGCUUGCAUUGAUCUAGAAAAGAUGCGUUGUAGCGUAAUUGAGUUGCCUGAGAACAUGAAAAAUGACUCUUCUUUAGGAAAUUCUGGUGGGUUUCUCCACUGCGCAGUAAGUGACGCAAUUGAAUUGAGGAUUUGGGUUUUAAAAGGAAUGAAAUGGGUGUUGAAGAACAGAGAGGAUGUGGUUUUCCUAUGGGUUAUGGGCAAGUUGAUGUUUUAUGAUCUUUGUAAAAAGAGAUUUGAUUUGGUUUGUGAGCUGGGAACAGAGAAGGAGAGGGUUCAAUUUGUGGCAACUAAAGGAGAAAUUAUUCUGUGCGGACACCGGUCACUGCUCUAUGUUCGGAUGCCGCGAUACCGAGCCGCAGUAUCGAGCCGUGAUACAGUAAAAGGGUGA
Molecule: messenger RNA, 957 nt
Organism: Dendrobium catenatum
Lineage: Eukaryota; Viridiplantae; Streptophyta; Magnoliopsida; Asparagales; Orchidaceae
Exons: 4
Coding region: 1-957 (318 amino acids)
Source: RefSeq, a predicted model, not a curated record